Habropoda laboriosa is the source of this 1305-nucleotide messenger RNA. It is a transcript of the gene Rho1, whose product is annotated as ras-like GTP-binding protein Rho1. Gene Ontology annotation, molecular function: GTPase activity; GTP binding. Gene Ontology annotation, biological process: small GTPase-mediated signal transduction; cell migration. The record is from RefSeq and is a predicted model, not a curated record. Bases 162 to 803 code for a protein of 213 amino acids. Lineage: Eukaryota; Metazoa; Arthropoda; Insecta; Hymenoptera; Apidae. The transcript is spliced from 5 exons.
UUCGGCAAAAAGCUCUCCGGGACUCUGUCUGGAAAGCUGAGUAAAAAUCUGUGUCACUGCUUUGUCUCUUGACGUUCCUUAGUCGUCGUUUAUCCCCGUCAACCGACGUCUCGGAUCUACGUAUAAACAAAAGCAGAGACGCUGAAAGAAAGACUAAAAACAUGGGAUGCAAUACGGGCCGAUGCCUCGGUCCAGACAAUACGGGGUACCCUGGAUCAGAAUUCAUGGCAGCCAUUAGGAAGAAAUUGGUUAUUGUGGGUGAUGGUGCUUGUGGUAAAACAUGCUUACUCAUAGUCUUCAGCAAAGACCAGUUUCCUGAAGUAUAUGUACCUACAGUGUUUGAGAACUAUGUUGCAGACAUUGAGGUCGAUGGAAAGCAGGUGGAAUUGGCACUUUGGGACACAGCUGGGCAAGAAGAUUACGAUAGGUUGCGUCCACUGUCGUAUCCCGACACAGACGUAAUCCUAAUGUGCUUCUCCAUCGAUAGUCCCGAUUCCUUGGAGAACAUUCCCGAGAAAUGGACACCAGAGGUGAAGCACUUUUGCCCAAAUGUGCCCAUUAUCCUUGUUGGAAACAAAAGAGACUUGCGCAACGAUCCUAAUACCAUCAAAGAACUUAGCAAGAUGAAACAAGAACCAGUUAAGCCAGAAGAAGGUAGAGCUAUGGCCGAAAAAAUCAACGCUUUUGCUUAUCUUGAAUGUUCUGCUAAGAGUAAGGAGGGUAUUAGGGAAGUAUUUGAAACAGCCACUCGGGCAGCGCUACAAGUGAAGAAGAAAAAAAAAGGAAGAUGUUGGCUACUUUAAUUCUUGAACUCAAUAUACGAGAUGUGGAAACUAAGGGGAUUGGAUAACGGCUGACUGCAAUGAAGCUAGUUGUUAUUGCUGAAGGCCCCCAGCGGAAACCAUAAUAUAAUAAUAAUAACAACUUAUCUUUAAUUAUUUUACACAAUAAAACAAAUCUAUAAAAAAAUGAAAAACAACCACAAAAUGCGCCCGCAAUAUAUUGAAAAAAAAACUGUCAUCAAUAAAACCGGAGACUUAAACUAUUGACUAAAUUCAAUACAAGUAUAUGUGCUAUAUAUGAGAAACCAUAAUGUAUAUUGUAAUGACUACUUGAUUGUAUUUUUUAAUGGUAAUGAAUUGUGCUUCGAGUUUAAACAAUUAAACAAUUGUCAUACCAACUACUUACAUUUACGGUACAUAAUUAUCUAUAUCAUUAUAGCAAUUAUUACAAUUAUUAUUAGUAUCUCGUUACUAUUAUAUGCAUUCUACAUCCUUUUUCUUUUUUUUUCUUUUUUUUUUAAUC